AUGGAGGAGAGGGACGGAGGCGAGGAGGAGGACGAGAGUCAAGUGAGAUUGAUAGAUCGACUACUGGCUAGUCAGUCUGCAGAGGUAGACGGGCAGGUAGCAGAGAACCUACGAGCCAGAGUCUUUGGGAAGACAGGGGGGACCUGUCAGAUUCCGGCGAAGCGGUCCCCCUCGACUGACCUCUCUGUCGAGAGGAAGAUUCUGAAAUUGAACUCGACAGCGAGCGCAGCGGUACAGCCUCGUUCUGGUGUUGUGAAGUUGACGUCGAGCGCUGUCUCAACGACCGGGGUGGACUUGUCGGCUGAAGGGGGUGCGUACAACGCACCGAAGCUACAGCUCGGCACAGGAGGAGCAAAGGCCGGCUCAAUCAAAGGAACCUCCAAAGAGCUCGAGCGGCCGUACCUGCGACUCCACUUCGUCCCCGACCCCAGCACGAUUCGUCCCCAGCACAUCUUGGUGGAAGCGCUGAAAUUGGUGAAGAAAAAGUGGAUUGAAAACCAGGAUUUUCCACAUGCGACAGAACAGCUCAUGGCAAUCCAACAAGAUUGCAAACUACAAGGAAUUGAGGGGACGAUAGCUUGUGAUGCUUAUGAAACACACAUUCGUAUUGCUCUUGAAAGAGCCGAUCUCGCGGAGUUCACAAGAUGCCUGUCAUCACUAUCAUCAUUGUACCAUAGUGCUAUCUUGCAUGGCGAGACUUGGAGUCCUUUCACGAACGAGUUCAUUGCAUAUCGGAUGCUACAUGGAAUGAGAUUAGAAAAAGACCUCCUUGAAAACAUCUCUUGUGAAUUAUGUAGAAUUUCUCCUGAACAAAGGUCGGACUCAGACAUCCAUUUUGCCAUCUCAGUAGGGAAGUCGCUAAUGGCUAGAGAUUUUUCUACUUUUUUCCGUCUGUAUGCAAAUGCUCCCAAGAUGGCUGGGCAUGUGAUCGAUUUUUUCGUUGACCGAGUCCGGGAAACGGCCUUGCAGACUUAUAUCAAGGCAUGCCAGCCCGACAUACAUCUUGACGACCUGAAGCACAUGUUGUGCUUCGAGAAGCGUAAACAAUGCUUUCGCUUCCUGAGAGAGAGGGGGGUGGUUAUGUCCGACGAUAAGAGGCUUGUACUCACCAAGGAUUCGUUGAAGAGCUUCAAGGUUUCGUAA
This is a messenger RNA of Guillardia theta CCMP2712, 1143 nucleotides long. RefSeq lists its product as hypothetical. Lineage: Eukaryota; Cryptophyceae; Pyrenomonadales; Geminigeraceae. The coding region runs from base 1 to 1143 and encodes 380 amino acids. Gene Ontology annotation, cellular component: nucleus. The record is from RefSeq and is a predicted model, not a curated record. The transcript has 20 exons.